AUGUACAAGAGCCGGCUUCAGGAGCUGUGCCACCAGCGGCUUUGGGCCCUCCCAGAGUACACAAGCAACUGCGAGGGCUCCGACCACAAUCCCCGCUUCCGUGCCGCCGUCACCGUCAAUGGUCUCUCUUUCCACGCCGCCGACCUCUCCAAAACCUCCAAGGAGGCCCAGAACAAGGCCGCCCAGGCCGCCUUCGAGCACUUCGCCUCCGCCUACCCCGCCCCGCCCCCGCUUCGCCCCUCCCCCUCAGGGAGCAAAAUUCGCUCCCAGAACCACUCCCAGUGCGAGGGUUCGAAGAAAGGCGAGAUUUUUAUGGAACUUAGGGAUAACGUGAAGUAG
Molecule: messenger RNA, 339 nt
Organism: Elaeis guineensis (African oil palm)
Lineage: Eukaryota; Viridiplantae; Streptophyta; Magnoliopsida; Arecales; Arecaceae
Source: RefSeq, a predicted model, not a curated record